AUGAAUUUUUUCCGAACAGCUACUGCGGCCUAUUCAAACGUUAUGACAGAUCCAAAUUGGCCAAAAUAUGAAAUUCUUGAAUCUCAUAAAGAGUAUGAAAAACGAAAAUAUUCAGCGUUGUCCUAUGUUGCUACCCAAUUUGAAGCUAAAACUGGUGAUGAACCUGUUAUGUCUCACUUAUGGAAACUGGUCAAAUACACGCAAGGAGGAAAUUCCGAUGUUAAAAUAUUGAAAAUUUAUCUUCCAGUCAUGGUUAAAGUAAAACAAAAAUCUAAACUAGAAAAUAACUUUACUUUGAUGUUGGUACUAGAGAAAGAAGAUCAAAUAAAUCCUCCGAAACCAACCGUUGAAGGUGUUUUUAUAUUAAAUCAGCCUGAAUGUAUUGUUUAUUCAAAUGGGUUUGCCAAGGAGGCCGAUUGGAAACGUGAAAGUAUAGAUUUGAUGAAAAACCUUCAUUCAGUGCCGAUUAAUCAUGAAGAAAUUAUAUCUGCUACAUAUGAUUUACCAACAAAAUUAAUGAAUCGACAUAAUGAAGUGAUGUUUAUAGGAUUAGACAACAAUAAUAAAACGUUCGAUGAAACUAUAGCAUCGUACAAUGAAUUAGCCGUCCAACAGUGA
Molecule: messenger RNA, 618 nt
Organism: Didymodactylos carnosus
Lineage: Eukaryota; Metazoa; Rotifera; Eurotatoria; Philodinida; Philodinidae
Source: the annotation of a GenBank genome assembly